AUGAGUAAUCCUAGUAUUGUUAUAGACCCUUCAGAAUCUCGAAAAUUUGAUAUAUCUAUCGAUUUGCAAAAAAUCUAUUAUCAUCCUUCUGGCUAUCAAAGGACUAGUAAGAAACUUUAUGAAAUUUCUCAAAAAGCCAGAUUCGAUUUUACAUUGGCCGAAGUUCAAGAAUGGCUUGAAAGACAAGCUUUGCAUCAAAUUCAUAUGCCUCAUCCUAAAUAUAUUCCUUGUGUAAGUUUCAAUAAUAUUACUGUUCCAUUCGAAGUUUUACAAGCUGAUAUUCUUUAUAUGCCAUAUGAUAAAAUAGGGGAUAUAACUUAUAUGUUUUAUGAAGAUGAGUUUUCUUUAGAAGGUAUCUUAACUUCAGCUGUAGUUGCGGAAACUUUCGAAAGAAUGCUUUUUAAUGAUCUGGAAUGUUUUAUUACAUGGGAUAUGAUAAAAUUAGUAAUUACUGAUAAGGGUUCUGAAUUCAAAAGUGAUUUUGAAAAACUCUUAAGAAAACAUAACGUAAAAAAUCAGAAAGCUAAUUUUAAGUCUACUAUGGAUAUUGUUGAAAAUUUUAAUGGAACUUUUGAUCAAGAAUUUGAAAAAAAAAAUAUUCGUACUAUUCUUAAAUUAUUAAAUAAUACUAUUACUCGAUUAAUUGGAAUGACACCUAACGAAGCUAGUAAAAAGAAACAUGUAUAUGCUAAAUUCUCCAAACCUCGAAAUGGUCCUAUGGAAUUUGAUGAAGAAAGAUUGCCCCAUGAUGCUUCUGUUAGAUAUUUGCUUAAGCCAGGUGAAUUAGAAGGAGGUAGAAGAAGAGCGACCGAUUAUAAUUGA
This is a messenger RNA of Ambispora gerdemannii, 822 nucleotides long. NCBI's taxonomy places the organism in Eukaryota, Fungi, Glomeromycota, Glomeromycetes, Archaeosporales, Ambisporaceae. The record is from the annotation of a GenBank genome assembly.